AUGGUAUUGUACAAACGAAAACAAGUCCCCUUUGUUCCUCCUCCACCUACUCCCGCUGACCCAUCUACUCAAGUAUGGGUCAUUCCCAACACUAGAGAAUGGUUUCUCACAUAUGAAGAUUUUCUUGAUCGCAUGGAUUUUUACAACAGAAGAAAAUUUGUUUGUGAAAUCACCGGUAAUUCCUGUCUUACAUACUUUGAAGCAUUACAAAGUGAAGCCAAUGAACGCAAAGAGGUUGAUCGCAACUUUCCUGAAAAUCUACGUGAACAUAUUCUACGAUACUUGCAGUUUAAUCAAAUAUCCCGAUUAGACCAACUAGUUGACAAGGUGUAUCUGACAUUUAAAAAUGACUAUUUCCCCGGUGAAGUGGUGUUUCUUAAAGGGUUGGACCCUAAUAACCAAGCUCUUAAAUCACGCGGUGUCGUACGAGAAAAAGUUCAGUAUGCUGAGGAACCAACAAAGUACCUUGUUAUACGGUCACAUGAUAAACAUCAAGCUAUAGUCACUGGUGAAAAUAUCGUACGUGAUAGAAACCACUUUACCAAGUGGUUGAUCAAAACAUUCAUCAAGUUGACAAUGUCACGCUCACACAAGGUUGGGGCUCCAUGGGUUGUUAAAGCGGCUUAUGCAAAACAGUAUGGAAUACCGACAACUUACCCAGAAAACCUUCGUCAAUAUAUAGACUCAACUCCAACAGGCGAUCCUACUUAUAUUGUACCAAAAAGGAGAAGAUUGGAACCAGAAACAAGGCAGGAAGUCAAGAUAAAACCAAAAACUGCUACACCAGUGUUGGAUGAAGUUACAAGAUCGGCAUCGCCAAGUAGUAUUCUUGAAAAGAAGAAGCUGAAGCUAAAAGCAGAAGUGAAGCGAGGCUCGCCUUCGGUGGAGCUGAUACCGUUUAGAAAGAAGUUUCCUAUCCAUCAUGUGCCCGCGGCUGUUUUGAAUGAAUUAGAGGAAGCAGAGGCCACUGGCAACGAACAUGCUAAAGCCUUGUUUCAACAACCCACAAAGAGAACAAUUGUGGACGAUUUGGCCAUAAAGUUUGACAUUCAAAAUGAACGACCAAAGCCAAAGGUGUUGAAGGUUGAGUUGCAACAGGAGGAUGAAAAUGCAAGCAGUGACGAUAGUAGUUCAGUCGACACCACUGCUGCCAAUGAAGUCAACUUUGUACCCUUAAAUGCGGUGCUGGAAGCACUUCAAGUAUGGGUGUUUAUGAAUGUCUACCAUAACGUGUUGAAUAUUGACACGUUUACCUUUGACGAUUUUAUCACAUCCUUGACUUACAAUUUGAAUACACCGAAGCUAAGAUCAACUAUGGUUGAUGAAAUUUAUUGCUCGUUGCUAUGCAAGAUUGUAUCCAAUGAGAUUCCGAGUGCAAAAGAUGCAAAAGAGGCUGAUUCUAAUGACGCGAUAUAUGGGUUGAAAAUAACAAUUCCGCAGCAGCUAGAAGAAGAUCCCAAAGAGGAGGAGGAAGAGGCAGAGGAUGACAAUGAAGACGAAACUGAAACAACAGUCAAGAAGGAACAGAUUAUAAAAGAUAAUGGAGGAGACGAGGCUAAUGGCGAUAGAGGGUCUGAGAGUGAAUCCGAACACAAGCCUUUAAAAGUGGAGGACGAACGCAGUGAGGCUGAAGAGGAUGAAAAUGAGACUGUGAAGAAAGAAAAUGGUGUUGAAGAAGAGCAAGAGGAUGAACCAAGCCAUUCGGCGUAUGAAUAUCUUAGAUAUAGAGGUACUCCUUGGCAUGAUAGAUUGAGAAAACGUAAUUUCAAAGAUGGCAAUUGGCAAAUCAUUCUAAUAGGUGUUUUAUCAUUGAUUGAAGAUGUACCUAAUUAUCACCAAAUAGUGCAAGAUAUAUUCAAAUCAUUGGCACCGAAAGAUGGUCUGGUUUCGGCUGCUACUUUGAGAACAAACUUUUAUGAGCACCUUGACAUCAACUUGAAACUCCAUGCGUUGUGCAUUUUGACGGAUUUACUCAUCACCAGUCCAUUGGUGAGAAGUUAUAUUGAAGAAAGCCUUGAACAGCAAACGAGUUUGAGAAGAACGAGAUUGGAAAAUAUAAAAGAGUACAAGACUAAUUUGGAGGUUGCUGUUAAGGCACAGCAACAAAUUAUUGAGGCUUUGCCUCCAGUCGAAGAGUCUGCUCCUGCAACUCAAGACGAGCAAAAGGUUGAAACUCCAGGACUAGCCUCCAACAGCCAACCUGCCAAGCAAUUGCCACAUGGUCUAGACCUUCAGAAGGGCCUUGAAAUGUCAGAACGAGAGCGUGACUUCGCAACUUCUCAUCCCGAAUUUGCUGAGCAAUGUGAGCUUCGUCGAACGGCAUUGUUGAAGCUUAAUGAAAUUAAAGAGAAUAAAAAAUUACUCGAACAAAAAUUAAAUGAAUUUGAUUGUCAAAGAAUAAAGCUUUUAGGAAAAGAUCGUUUGUUUAAUCGAUACUGGUGGUUUGAAAAUAAUGGGAUGCCUACUUUGCAUAAAGGUUCCGCAAAUGAAGAUGACGAAGAUGACGAUGAUGAAGGUGAAAAAAAGGAAGAUGAAGACGAACAAGAUGAAGAAACCGAUGAUGUUCAUGAUGAGACGUAUCUCAUGGGUAGAUUGUGGGUGCAAGGGCCAUGUAAUACUGAUAUUGUCUCCAACUUCAAAAGAGAAGUUGAAGAAAUCAGGCUGUUUGUUGAGUCAAUGACCGAUGACGCAGCAGUUGAAAAUGUCAGUGAAGACAAUGGAGGAUCGAUCAAGGUGGAGUCGGUCGAUGGAAAGCAACUGAAUGAACAGACAAAGACAGAAAGUGAAGCCACGGAGGAAGGAACACGCAAACGAAAUCAAAUCAAACUAAUAAACUUUUCAGAAUUAUCUCCCAAGUUUAAGCAAGCAAUCGAACAAACAUCUCAAUUGAAAUUUACCGAUAAGGAAAUAUACUCCUCCACCAACGAAAAGCUUCUUGUUGACCAAGAGGGAUCCUUACAAGUGCCAUUGGGCGAAAUAACUCACAUUCAACGUAAAUUCAUUGAGGAGUACUAUGAUCCUUUAUUGAACAGUUCAGCAUGGAGAUAUUACGAUGAGCCCGAGGACGUCAACAAAUUGACAUCUUGGUUAAAUCCAUGGGGUAAACGAGAAUCAGCAUUGCGUAAAGAAUUGAUCUUGGUUAAGGAUGCAAUUACAUCAAGCAUGGAAGCAAGACAAAAAGCACUUUAUCUUAAUGGAAAUGUAUCACCUCAAGAGCAAAGCUUGCGUGAUGAUAUCACCAAAUUGCAGAAUCGAUUAAAGGUCAUUGAAGAAGAAGAAGAGAAAAAGAAGAUGAAUGCAAAUGCAAAUGCGAAUGCUGAUGAAGGUGGCAACGACUCAAUGGAUAUUGAUAAUGACGAUUCUAUUCAAAUUGGAUCCAAACGAAGAUCAAGAUCAAAAAGAGCUAGUCCACAAAUGCGCAAAAAACCCAAAUUAAACACCGUUGACGAUUUCGUGGACCAUGGUGAAGUUCAUGAUAUCAAAAGUAAAAUUGACGAACUAAAUCAAGAGAUUAUUGAGAGUAAACAAGAUGUUGAAAUUAAUCGAGUAUGUGAAUGGGUCAAUUCAAAAGCAUUGGAUGUGUUUGGUAAAUCGAUAUUUGAAGGGGGCGAUAGAGCCAAAAAGUCAAAACGUAAAUAA
Molecule: messenger RNA, 3639 nt
Organism: Lodderomyces margitis
Lineage: Eukaryota; Fungi; Ascomycota; Pichiomycetes; Serinales; Debaryomycetaceae
Exons: 1
Coding region: 1-3639 (1212 amino acids)
Source: RefSeq, a predicted model, not a curated record